Leptidea sinapis is the source of this 3367-nucleotide messenger RNA. It is a transcript of the gene Nep4, whose product is annotated as neprilysin-4-like. Gene Ontology annotation, molecular function: metalloendopeptidase activity. Lineage: Eukaryota; Metazoa; Arthropoda; Insecta; Lepidoptera; Pieridae. The record is from RefSeq and is a predicted model, not a curated record. Gene Ontology annotation, cellular component: plasma membrane. The transcript has 13 exons. The coding region runs from base 23 to 3226 and encodes 1067 amino acids. Gene Ontology annotation, biological process: protein processing.
GGUUGUCAUUUAAAUUCGUGCAAUGACGCGAGUAGACACGCCACUUCAAACUAUUUCUGUGAAACCAAAAAGUGCCAAUUUAUCACGUUUUCUAACAAUUAUUUGCCUAACUUUGGUCGCACUUCUAACGUAUUUCGUUUGUAAAGGACCCCUAGAUAUAUUGGGGGAUCCGUCAGACCAAUUUCUUGUUAGAAAUAUACCAAAAACUUAUACCAGGUUGGAAGAAAUUGAUGCAGAAGACCGUGAAGUGUUUCAUGAGUUUCGGACGUCGUUCCUGCCCUUUGAGGAGGAUAUAAUUUCUAGUCAGUUUGAUAGUACAGUGGAAAGUCACGAAAAUGUUGAUAAAUAUCCCCAAGUACCAAAUCGUAGAGAUCAUUUGUCGAAACGAAGCAAACGAAAGAUACAGCUUUCCCAUUCAGCUGAAGAUUAUAAUGAUGGAAAACCUCGGAACCUGAAGACAGAAGAUGACAUCGAGACAGAUAGCACGAAAGAGAGUGAAAUAGAAGAAGCAUUUGAUCCCAACGAGAAUAAUAAGGAAGAUGGAACUUUACACAACGCAGCCCAUCCCGAAUUAUAUGUUGACCGAGGCCCUCUGGAUGACGUUGAACAGGUCCGGAGAUUGCCGGAACUCGAGGAAGGUGAAAUGAGUGCUGCAGCGUUUGCUUUCAAGCCAGUUACUUCGUACACAGGUGUGCACGCGUUUUGGAAAGGACAAGGUGAUAAAGAAACAAUAAGGAAUACACAAGCAAAAAUCAUGAAACACUAUAUGGACGCAGAAGCAGACCCAUGUCAUGAUUUCUUCCAAUACGCUUGUGGAAACUGGGCACAACUUAAUCCAAUACCACCAGAUAAAGCUGGUUAUGACACCUUUGAAAUGUUAAGAGAAAACUUAGACGUUGUUCUUCGGGAUCUUCUUGAGUUAAAAAAUGAUGAAUUCGUCUCAUCUAAUUAUCCUGGAGGGCACUUAAAUAUAGAUCAAUCAUUCGUCAAUGAUUUAAGUCAACCACGAUGCCAAAAUAAUGUUUCAACUGUAGACACCACAAGUGAGAUAGCAGAAAACUAUGAUGAUUUAAAAAGAAAUCAGAAGAACAAUAAAUCUGAAAUUAUCAAUCGUAUUAAGAGAUAUCUAGAUAAUAAAGUAAAUCAUAAGAAUAAUGGUGCAUCAGAAGUCAAGCUAAAUAAAAAGGAGGAUUUAUGCUAUUCUAAAAAACAUCCAAGAUCAUUUCAGCGAAAAGGAAAAAAAAAUCUAAAUAAUAAAGUCAAACGGAUUGAAGGAACUAAAACUAAGCGUCAAAAAAGAUAUAUAUGGCAUGGACCGAAGCUAUUAGGUUUGAAAAAAGAUACAAAACCGCAAAGGUUUAUUAGGGACGUAAAUUUCCUUUUUCUGAAAUUCAGCAGAGGACCUCACGAUGAUCCAGCUCAUGGAGAUGCUACUUUAAAAGCUAGAUAUUUAUUCAAGUCCUGCAUGAAUCAUGACAUAUUACAUCGCAGGGGACAUCAACCGUUAUUAGACUUACUGGAACUAUUUGGAGGCUGGCCCAUCAUAAAACCGACCUGGAACAAUAAACAUUUUGACUGGCUAGAACUUAUGGCAAAGUUAAGACUGUUUAAUAAUGAUAUAUUAAUAUCCCAAUGGGUUGGACCAGAUAUUAGAAAUUCAAAUGAAAAUGUUAUUCAGUUUGAUCAAACAAGUCUAGGAUUACCAACACGUGAUUAUUUUCUUCAAGGCUCCAAUAAGGUUUAUUUAGAUGCAUACAAAAACUACUUAAUGAAAAUAGCAAUCUUGCUUGGGGGUGAAUCAAAACAUGUCAAACAAAGCGCUGUAAAAAUAAUAGAGUUCGAGAAACAAUUGGCUAAAAUAACUUCAGCUCCAGAAGACAGACGUAAUGUAUCUGAACUUUACCGUCGGAUGCCUUUAUCAAAGUUGAGUGUUUUGGUACCAGAGGUUGAUUGGAGAAGGUACUUGUGCAUUGUGAUGAAAAGAAACGUAGAAAAUGAUGAAACUGUGGUCCUUUUUGCUCUCAACUACGUUCAACACUUAGUGCAAUUGAUAAAGAAGACGGAGGCCGGUACGCUGGCCAAUUAUCUCCUUUGGCGAUUUGUGAGGCACCGAGUGAAUAACCUGGACGAUCGAUUCCAAUCUGCCAAACAGCAGUUUUACUUCAUACUAUUUGGAAGAGAGCAAGCGCCGCCUAGAUGGAAAAACUGCAUAUCACAAGUAAACUCGAACAUGGGCAUGGCUCUAGGCUCAAUGUUUGUCCGCAAAUAUUUUGACGAGAAAAGCAAAAACGACACAUUGAAAAUGACAAGGGAAAUCCAACAGUCUUUCAGAGAUUUACUCCACAAGACAAACUGGAUAGAUGACGAGACGAAAAAGCUAGCGGCACAUAAGGUGGACUCUAUGAUGCUGCGGAUAGGCUACCCUGGUUUCAUUUUGAAGAAACGUGACCUAGACGAAAGAUACAAGGAAGUUAGAAUUCACCCGGACAAAUAUUUCGAAAAUAUAUUGAACAUAUUGCAGCAUUUGACCAAGAUGGAACAGGCCAGGAUAGGUCAGCCCGUGAACAAAACUCUGUGGAACACAGCACCGGCUGUAGUAAACGCAUAUUACAGUCGAAACAAAAAUCAAAUUAUGUUUCCCGCUGGUAUUCUUCAGCCGCCGUUCUAUCAUAGACACUUUCCGCGUUCGCUAAACUUUGGCGGAAUUGGUGUUGUGAUUGGUCAUGAAAUUACUCAUGGAUUCGACGAUAAAGGACGCCUUUUUGAUUGCGAGGGCAACUUGCAUCGUUGGUGGUCAGACCCUGCUAUAGAAGCUUUCCAUAAACGAGCUCAGUGCCUCAUCGAUCAAUAUGGACGAUAUAUUGUACCUGAAGUCAACAUGAAACUUGACGGUAUUAACACUCAGGGUGAGAACAUUGCCGACAACGGUGGGGUGAAGCAAGCAUUUCACGCCUAUCUGAACUGGCUCCAAGGACAUGACGCAGAAGACGAAACACUCCCGGGGCUCAAUCAUACACGCACACAAUUGUUUUUCCUGAAUUUUGCGCAGGUGUGGUGCGGCGCAAUGCGACCAGAAGCGAUGCGGAAUAAACUAAAAACUGCAGUUCAUUCACCAGGACGCUUCAGAGUAAUUGGAACCCUAUCUAAUUCAGAAGAUUUCGCACGGGAAUUCAAUUGCCCACCCGGUUCACCAAUGAACCCUUCUCAAAAAUGUAGUGUCUGGUGAAAAAUAAUUCCUGUUUCAUUAUUUAAUAUCAUUUCUUUGAAUCGUAUGUACGCAACAAUUAUAUUAUUUUUAAGUGCUUAUGUUUGAUAAUAUUAACUUUAGAUUUUAUAUGAUUUAAUUGAAAUAUAUCUUAUGUUUGUA